This is a messenger RNA of Thrips palmi, 3361 nucleotides long. RefSeq names its product nucleolar complex protein 4 homolog B. NCBI's taxonomy places the organism in Eukaryota, Metazoa, Arthropoda, Insecta, Thysanoptera, Thripidae. The transcript has 9 exons. Gene Ontology annotation, biological process: ribosome biogenesis. Bases 102 to 1640 code for a protein of 512 amino acids. The record is from RefSeq and is a predicted model, not a curated record. Gene Ontology annotation, cellular component: nucleolus; Noc4p-Nop14p complex; small-subunit processome.
GGUUCAGGAUCACAAAGGAUCUCCCAGGCCGUGACAACGUGCGCGCUGCCGCACGCGCCGUCGCAGAAGCGGCGCAGCAGCAGCAAGGAACACGGAGCAAAAUGGCGGCGAGCAAAGUGUCCAAAAAGUUACAUUCUAUGGCUAUAGAUUUCCUUUCUAGCCGAAAAAACGCCAACAAUCUUGCAGACAUCAUUUCCCUCAUUGAGAGUAAUGAUUCUAACAUACAACCAUGCCUCCUUGCUUUAGAAGUUAUCUUUAUUGAGGUUCUGAAACGGCGAGACAUGUAUCAAGAGAUACCAGUUACUGAUUUAAGUACUGCUGAUGGCGAAACUCAAUUUAGAGUAUGGCUAAGAGAGUGCUUUGAAGAUGUCUGGAGUAAACUUCUUGCUGUUAUAACAAACAGUCCAAAGAUUUCUGUUCAAACCCAAGCUUUGUCAACUUCAAUGAAAUUAAUUGCUAUGGAAGGACAGAACCCAUUAGAACCGCUCAAAAAAGGAGAACACUAUUUCCCCAGUCAUCGCUUAAGGCUUUUACUUUUAGCUCUCCUUUCAUCUGGCCGUAAUAGCAGUCCACUUCUAGCUCGCCUCCAAGAAUUCUCAACAUAUCCCGAUGUCCUGUAUAAUGUUUGGAGGCAACUGUUUCCUAUUGCAAUUGGUCUCCAACGCAAUGGUCAAAGACCGGAUGAAAAUUUCAUUCGUAACUAUCUGGAUCUUAUUGACAAAUUCCCGCUACCCAAACCUGGCAGGGGUGAAAGAGGAGAAGAUCAUGACCUAACAGACACCCUGCUCUGUGGACAACAAGGUCACAUUGGCUACAUUUUAAAUAUGGAUCACUUGCGAAAGUCAGUAAACAAAGUUUGGGGAUGUGUAAUGCAUUGGAAUCAUACCCCAGCAACCCAGCGUCUGCUUCUUGUGGUCCUUUUGGAACGUGUUCUACCAUUCCUAGAUAAACCUCUACUUCUUACUGACUACUUGAUGGAUAGUUUAGACUCUGGUGGUGCUGUAAGCCUCCUCGCAUUGCAGGGAAUUUUCACUCUCAUUCAAAACCAUAACCUGGAAUACCCCAAUAUCUUCAGUAAACUGUAUUCAAUGUUUGAACCAGAAAUCUUCCAUACAAAGUUUAAAGCACGAUUGUUUUAUUUAUCAGAUAUGUUCCUAAGCUCAUCGCACCUGCCAGAAAAUAUUGUUGCAGCAUUUGCUAAACGCUUAGCCCGUUUAUCUUUAGUGGCUCCGCCUGAGGACAUUCACAUUAUUCUUAUGUUCAUUGGAAAUCUCAUUUUACGCCAUCCUGGUCUUAAACUUCUCAUAAAUAAUCCAAAUGGCGACAAUGUUCCAGAUGACCCCUUUGUCAUGGAAGAAAGGGAUCCGAGCAAAAGUAGAGCUAUGGAAAGUUCAUUAUGGGAACUACAUACCCUUCAAAGUCAUGUUUUACCUGGAGUGGGAACAGCGGCCAACUUCAUUUACAACCCUCUCCCUUCUGUAGAGUGGGAUCUGAGCCAAAUACUGGAAGAGAGCUCUGAUGAUAUAUUUGAAAGGGAAAUGAAGAAGAAACUAAAAGAGAUUGCUCUAACCUUUGAUCGUCCACAAACAUUGUCACUGCCACAACAUGAACGAGUAUCACAGUUUUGGCAGCUUGUUUAAACACCAUGUUCUUGCUUUGAUUUUGCUGCUGCCUUACUGUUGUUUCAAUUUAUUGGAGGUUGAUAUUUUACAUUCUGAUUUGUAUUCUGUGAAACCCCAUUUCAAAAAAAAUUGCUGUAACAGAAUUUUGACAUAUUUUGAGAUUAUGUCAUCAGGAUUCGUAGUGAGAGGGUUUCACUGUAUUAAAAUAGUUUUCAAGUGUUGAUGUGUUAAAACAAAAAGUUUGAGAGUUGUUUGUUUUUCUUUCACAAGCACAGUUUAUGGAGUCUUUUGUUCUUUUAAAGUAAUUUAUUUCAUGCCAUGUGAAUGGGGGAAUGAACACACUUCUCCCUCUUAAGUCUGAUCGCAUAUGAUAGCCAAUCCCAGUAAAUACUUCAUUACUUAGUUUGUUAAAACCAACUACAACAUUUUUCCUUGAUUAUUGCAUUAUUAAUUGGAAACUUGAGUUUUAAGGUGCCAUAGGGUAUGAAUACUCAAUGUUAAACCACCAAAGCCUUUCUGUAAAUAUUGUUACAUGCAACAAGUAGUGUAGGUACAAAGUAGUGCUGUGUGGUAUCAGCAAGUGUUAGCACUGUUUCUCACACUCAAUCCUCUUGUUUUUUAAUCUUUUAUAUUAUUAUCUGAAUACUUCAAACUCAUCAUACAGUCAAUGGUACUUCAUGUGCCAUGAUUCAAGAGAACUGUAUUCUACACAGGUGUUUCAUAAUCAUCUUGAACGUAAGAUAAAUCUGUCUUUAAUAAUGAGUUUAAUUUGGUUGAAGGGAUUUGAUCUUUCUUUUCUGUAAUCCUAUCAUUUGUUGUCAACAGGUUAAUUAUGAUAGAUCUGGGGCUGCCCCUAGAAUUGAAAACAGUGCAUUUGCAAUUCGUGUUCCUGGGGUGUGUCAAAAAAUAAAUUGAAGAUUGUAACCAUUGGAAACUUGUAACAAGUUUUAUGUAGGAUUGUGCUUUAAUUGGUUAUUUGUGGACCGAACCCAUGUUUGAUUGUGAGUUUAGUUGUUGCAUUUGCAGAAGAGAAUGAUCAAAAUCAUUCUUGUGCAACAAAUAAUUCUUUGUCUGUGAUUUUUAUCAGUUAAGGGUUAUAACUUGUUCAUAAUUUUAAUUUUGUGUUUAAACUUUCAAAAUUAAGAUUUGUGGAGCUCAAUUUGUAGACUUGCAGUUGCUGCUAAAACCCCAUUUCUUAAUUAUUUGUUUUUAAGAUUUUCUUUUGUAGUACAGUAAUUUGAAUUGUUCACCUUGAUUGAGCAUCCACCCAAGGCACAUAGUGUUGCAAAUUUACUUAAACAUUAACUUUUGACGUGACCCUUUUGUUUCAUAUUGCCAUGUGAGGUAUGGCACCAAUCGCUGUGAUAGUUGGUAUGUUGAAAGGGGCAAUACUGCUGUGUGAGACUGAGUGUUUGCCAUGUCAUACAUGGCUGCAUGUGACUGACUUUCUGAGUCAUGUGAGUGCAGGGAUGGUUUGGAUACUGUGGUGAAAGUUUCAGCAACAAGUGCUUUGAAAGCCAGCUAAUUUCCUUUGGCCUUUAAAGCACAUCUUCACAAAUUUUCUACAUCUUGGUUGCUGCUAAAUGAUUGUUGCUGAACCUUUCAUCUUCGUCUUGAACUUGCUGUGUCUUAUUGUUUCCCUCAAGAGUACUAUCAUUCUAUGUAAUAAAGAGUACAUAUGUUUGCAUUUUCCCAAUUCUUGUGUCAUGAUUAGAGCUAAGAUAAACAGUGAGCCUUUA